AUGAUCUGUGCUUCCAAUGCACGCACACUUGCAUCUGAGUACUCGAUAGAAGACUUGAUAGACAUGCAAGCAGGAAGGGUAAGGUACGACGUCAUCGGCCUGGGCGAGACAAGACGACGCAACCCAUUCAACGCCAUCUAUGACAUCGGAGAAGAACUGUUUCUUGGAACAUGCGACAGUAGAGGAGUCUGCGGCGUCGGUGUUCUCGUCAACACGAGUAUGUCCAUGAACAUCAAUUCAUUCGAGCAACUAACAACCCGAAUCGGACGUUUACGACUGAAGAUAUCUGGAUCAAUACAAACUUUGACAAUCUUCGUCGUUUACGCAUCGACAUCAAACGACGACGAAGGCAGGCGAAGUCGAAGCGUUCUAAUUGGACUUGGAGAACUUCAACGGAGAAGACCAUACAUCUUUACGGUCAUCGUUGGAGAUUCCAAUGCUAAAACUGGAUCUAGAGAUUGUCCGAGGAAAGCCACAUUGGAUCACACGGACUAG
Messenger RNA from Angiostrongylus costaricensis, 495 nucleotides. The record is from the annotation of a GenBank genome assembly. NCBI's taxonomy places the organism in Eukaryota, Metazoa, Nematoda, Chromadorea, Rhabditida, Metastrongylidae.